Messenger RNA from Histoplasma mississippiense, 1185 nucleotides. RefSeq lists its product with no specific name. Lineage: Eukaryota; Fungi; Ascomycota; Eurotiomycetes; Onygenales; Ajellomycetaceae. The coding region runs from base 1 to 1185 and encodes 394 amino acids. The record is from RefSeq and is a predicted model, not a curated record. The transcript has 4 exons. Gene Ontology annotation, cellular component: anaphase-promoting complex.
AUGUUCCAAAAUAACCCACUGUCAAUCAGCCGUAAACGAGUCUUUGAUUCCGUCUUCCUUUCGGCUCCAUUAAGCAGCAUAUCCCCAACCCCAAUCUCAAGCCCUGUCCAGAGCUUAACACGAGCUGGGGGUACUUUCAGCAGUGAUCGUAAUCAAAGGGAGCCGGAAAAUGUACCGGAACAGGUUACUUGGGAUCGAGCCUGGCAUGCCGCAACUACAUUUCUCUCUAUUCCUGACGAGGGCUUCAGAAAUAAUGAUGAUGAUGAUGGAAUACGGGAUGAAGACACAUUGUUAAAACGGUGGGCAAAAGGGCCUCCGUCCCAACUAGUGUCCGAAAGCCUGUUCUAUGUCGGCGCGGAUUCAUCCCCUGGAAAGGCUUUGCGGCAGGGAUCAAAAGAGAAUGACGUGAAGGAGUGGUAUCUAAGUGAGAUGCGGAGACACUUUCUAACAAAUUUUCGGACUUUUCUCGUUGCGGGAUUGAAAACCAGAAAUCAGCCUGAUACCUUAUCAAAGCUGGUUCGGUACCUAAGGCUAAUAAGGAGCAUCUAUAUCACCACUUUUCUCUUAUAUUUAUCUCCCCUGUUAGACCCCGCAGACCAGGAACAAAGUCUCGCGCGGAUACAACGGAACUUCCGUACUAUCGUCACCAAGUGGAAAAAUGAACCGUCACCGGAGCGAAGACUGCAAAUGAUUAGUGGGGAAAAUGAGGAAGUCACGCAAACUAGAAAUCAGUUACUACAUCUCUUAGAGGGCCUUCAAGAAGUCGGGCUUGGGGGGGCAAACGGCCAAAAGAUAUUUGCAGGUGUAAUGAAUAACAUAUUAACCGAGUUUGUUACAUCUGCCUAUGCGGGUCAAUGGGAAUCUCCUUCGCUUGUUGAAGAGCAUUUGCGACAGUGGACCGAACAUGUUUUCGCGAGGCUGGUGGUACGGAUUUUGCAUAUCUUCAAAACCAAUGACGAUGGGGCCUUACCUGAGGAACGUCUGGAUGUCACUCUGGGUGAUGUCAAAAGGUGGCAAGAAAUGGGGAUUGCACGGCUGGGCACCCUGCGGAUCAGUGAGCUUUUCGAUGUCAUUGUCGAGUGGGAUUCGAGCAGCGGCGCAAUCGAGGACUUAAAACAUUAUACGACUAAUCCCGCGACGCGACUAUAUCUGCCCAUCACUUCAAGUUCAGACACUCUGGGUUGA